GUGCUUCACAGCAGAGACUCCUUUUGUGACUCAGGCGUGCUUAGCACCUCUUCUUCUCCAGAAAUUGACCAUCUGAUAAUGAGAACAUGUAAAGAGCAUGCCAGAAAAGCCAGCCACCAAGAGCCAGAGAGUGAAAAGCAAGCUGAGUACUACAGCCAGGAGGCAGGUGCUGUGCAGGGUCCUACAGCUCCCCUUGAAGACUUCAGUGUCCCUCAGGAAGAAAGUCCCAGUAAACAUUUUGACCAAAGCGAAAGACAGUCUCUGGAAAAGGAACCUACCCCAGAGACAGACCUUCCCAGGGAAAGCGCUCUUCCUACCCCAGCUCCCAUAGAAGAGCCAAAGACAAUUGCUGACAAUUUCCCAGAGAACUUUGGCAGCAUGCAAGACCUUCAGAUCCAUGGUCAUCAGCUGAAGAAGUACCCCACAAGUGACAGUCUGGAUGAAUACAUGGAUGAAUGCUGUAGACUGAGUGAGGUGAACCAAGGGAACAGCAAAGCCCUGGGAUCUGGUCUGGGAUACCUGGAACACAUUUGCCAACUGAUUGAGAAGAUCGGGCAGCUGCAGGAGCACAACCUGCGUCUCCAAAAGCAAGUCUGCAGCUUGCAGAAAGAGCAGAAGAUGAGACAGAUAAAAGAGGAGUACCUUCUGCAACAUUGCUCCUGUGGAGCUGCCAGCGUCUUCCUCAACUCGUACCAAGACGUGAAGACGUUUUUUGCUGGGAGGAGCAGACCUCACAGCCUCUUGGUUCAGACUGGAAACCCUUCUGAUCUUUCCAUCAUCCCAGAAAUAGGAGCAAACACUGAAAAGCUGAGCAGCUGCAAUGGAAGUGAGAGAUACCCGGAAUCAGGAAACAGCCAGCCGAUGGUGGGGCUCAGGAAGUCGUCAAACAAUAGGAACAACAAGGAGAAUGAGUUCAGAGAAGCUGGUAGCAUGGCUGAGGGACAGGCUUUUCCGUCAAAGGACCCCGCAAUAAGAAAGGGUCUGGACGUCAGCAAGAACAUCUCGGGUGAGAGCCAUGCUUGGGGGAGAAUGAGAGAUCUCAUGAGAAAGACACGGCUGAGAAACCAGAACAAGCUAGGGCUGUCCUCUGCUGCUCUGAAGAGGUCCUGCCCACAGUUGUACAGGCCAGAUAUUGUGUCUUCGGAGCUGAGGAAAACUGAGAGGAACUCCAUGAUCGUUCUGGGGCAAAAUACAAAGAAUGAAAACAUAUGGCCUUUCUGAUAACCCAAGUCAAAUGGAACAAGGUAAAAAUAAGUAAAGCAGCAUGUAAAGGCAAAGUGGGAACACCAACGGACACAAAUCCAAGAACCCCGGGGUUACUUUGUGCAAUCUGCAUCCUACACUUGUCAACAGAGCAACUCCGAUUUGUGCGUUGGUAGGGAGAG
Messenger RNA from Charadrius vociferus (killdeer), 1385 nucleotides. RefSeq lists its product as uncharacterized. Bases 79 to 1221 code for a protein of 380 amino acids. Lineage: Eukaryota; Metazoa; Chordata; Aves; Charadriiformes; Charadriidae. The transcript is spliced from 8 exons. The record is from RefSeq and is a predicted model, not a curated record.